CUCGCCACCGUUGCCUGCCAGGAUGUAGUACACCACAAAGACACCUCUGGCCGUGUACUGGAAUAUUUGGCAGAAGUAGUACAGAAGGGCUGAGGUCAUACUUCCGGGUUGUCCUAGUUUAUCGAACCAAUAUGGCGCUGUGCAGGAGAAAGGCAAUAUCCUUGGCUUGCUACGCAGCACGCUUAGUGAAUACCACCGCCAGAACGCACAAUAAACUUGUAAGGCUGCCGUCAUUAAUCAGGAAGAACUGGAUUUCCUUAAGUGUCUGUGGUGGCCUAUGUGCAAUUCCUGUCGUGCAGGACAAAGUGUCCCAUGAAGUUUUAAUCCGUAGAGCAUCAUCUCUGGUGGCUGACAGUGCCAACACUUACCUGUCUCAAACCGCUUUUGCACUAGUGGACUCUCUCACUCAGUAUACCAAGGCAAUACACACACUCAUAACUCUUCACAAGCGCUAUGUGGAGAAUAUCAACAAACUAAAUCCUGCUGAAGAAGAUGAAAUAUGGCAGGUUAUAGUUCGCCAGCGCCAAGAGCUCAUUGACCGAAGGGAAGACUGCAAACAGUUUGAAACAAUCUGGAUGAUUGCAAGCAAUCUAUCACAGGUGGCUGCAGAAGCAGCUUUUAAUGCAGGAGCAGACCAAGCUUCAGUCACAACCCAGACUAACCUACAGAUGGCACAGUCCCAUGUAAAACAGGCUCAGCAGUGCUCACUUGAGGCAGAGUGGGAGCUGAAAAACAGCAAAGCUGAGGACAGCAAGAGGCUCCAGAGUGUUCUCCCUAAAGCAAUGGGAGAAGAGGAAAUUCCAGAGGCAUAUCUGAGAGAGGACUAGUGAAGAGUUCAUAAAGACUUAUGCAGGACUACACCUCCACUGUUUCAGUACUAAGAGUUGCUUGUCUGGCUAGAAAAAAAAAAAAAUCAAAUAUAUAAUUAUUUUUAUUCAUUCAUUUAUUUAUUUAUCUCCCUCCCCCCCAUUGUAUUUUUAAGUGGUAUAUUUACAAUCAGCCACAAAAGCAAGAAAGUUCAAGUUAGACAUGUUGGUAAAUGUAAAAAGCAUUAUCACACUUUUAUGUACACUUUUUUGGGUGCGGAGGGGGGAGGGCAGUUAGAGGGGUGAGGGUAAUUUCAGUAAUGUCAUGUAGUUUAGAUCCCUUAAUUAUUGAGAGUCCACACUGAGUCCUUCUUAUAAUGUUUAACUGAUCCUUCACUCCUGCUUACACAUCAUACAUAUGUCUGAAUUAUGUAGACCUGUUUGCUGUGGAUAAAUCUUGUGAUUAUGUACAUAUAAAGGAAAAUACAAUGUUACUUAAUAUAAACUAAAAUCACUUUAAAACUAUAGUUGGUACAUUUUAGCAUGGUGUGUGUGUGAGAUGGACAUUGGUUACAAAAAUUUACUGAUUAUAGCUUAAAUGAAAAUUGUAAUUGUUUGAGUUUCUCCUAACACAUUUUUUUUUCUAUUGACCUGUUGUGUGAGUUCUAUGCUUACUGCGAAGCUUAAUGGGACUUGCAGUAAAAGAUUAAUAUAA
This is a messenger RNA of Electrophorus electricus (electric eel), 1521 nucleotides long. It is a transcript of the gene diablob, whose product is annotated as diablo, IAP-binding mitochondrial protein b. The record is from RefSeq and is a predicted model, not a curated record. Lineage: Eukaryota; Metazoa; Chordata; Actinopteri; Gymnotiformes; Gymnotidae. Gene Ontology annotation, biological process: intrinsic apoptotic signaling pathway in response to oxidative stress; neuron apoptotic process. Gene Ontology annotation, cellular component: mitochondrion.